Messenger RNA from Acanthopagrus latus (yellowfin seabream), 581 nucleotides. Its product is annotated as cytochrome c oxidase subunit 8B, mitochondrial. Lineage: Eukaryota; Metazoa; Chordata; Actinopteri; Spariformes; Sparidae. Gene Ontology annotation, cellular component: mitochondrion. The record is from RefSeq and is a predicted model, not a curated record. Bases 149 to 352 code for a protein of 67 amino acids. The transcript has 2 exons. Gene Ontology annotation, biological process: mitochondrial electron transport, cytochrome c to oxygen.
CCAUUACACGCGCGCGCGUUGCGCCUGGCAAGUAGAGAAGAAGUGCAGGUACAGUGAGCUGUAUCAGUAUCAGCAGUAUCAUUAAGCUGCUUUCUUGUGUCGGCCUGUCCUCCAGUCCUUCCGACUUCAGCACCACUGCACCGUCGCUAUGUCUCUACCCACCGUGUCCCGGUUGUUUAGGAGCGCGCUGAGGACUCCGCUGGUCUCUGUGGCUAAUGUGGCGUCCAAACCUGCCAAAAACAAUAUCAGUGCAGGGGAGCAGGCAAUAGCUCUGACAGUCAUGUUUAUGACCAUCCUGGGUCCCUCCAGCUGGAUACUGGCUCACCUAGAGGACUACAAGAAGAAGCAGUAGAAGAGGAGGAAGAUGAAGAAGAGGGAGAACAGAGUCAUUCUGGCACAGAUGAAGAUACAGACCAGAAAGCCAGUCAGCCCAGCUCCCUCCAGAUCUCUCACUCUGCUCCAUCUUUCCUCAGCUGAUGAGAUGAUAUGUUAUUUCUUCACUUCUGACCUGUGAUAAUGUACAUCUAAUCUGUGCAUUUGUCAGCAUCUUACCAAUAAACACAUAUUCAGUGUUAAGAAAA